This is a messenger RNA of Paramecium tetraurelia, 632 nucleotides long. RefSeq lists its product as uncharacterized. Gene Ontology annotation, biological process: protein folding; protein peptidyl-prolyl isomerization. Gene Ontology annotation, molecular function: peptidyl-prolyl cis-trans isomerase activity. NCBI's taxonomy places the organism in Eukaryota, Ciliophora, Oligohymenophorea, Peniculida, Parameciidae. Gene Ontology annotation, cellular component: intracellular membrane-bounded organelle. The transcript has 2 exons. The record is from RefSeq and is a predicted model, not a curated record.
AUGAAAAUCAUUAUUCUUUGUUUAUUGUCUUUUAGUGUUUUAUCUCAAUUAUCAAAGUAGACAGUCACACAUAAAAUCAAGAUUGGAGUAACAAUUGAUGGCAAGAAUGAAGGAGAAAUUACUUUGGGUUUGUUUGGAAAAGUUGUACCUAAGACUGUAGAAAAUUUCAGAGCUUUGUGCACAGGUGAAAAGAACGGCAAGGGCUAUGCAGGAUCACCAUUCCAUAGAAUUAUCCCAAAUUUCAUGAUCUAAGGAGGUGAUUUUACAAAUGGUAAUGGUACUGGUGGAGAAUCAAUCUAUGGAAACAAAUUCAAUGAUGAAAAUUUUAAUUUGAAACAUGAAAUCGGAUGUAUUUCAAUGGCAAACGCAGGACCAAAUACCAAUGGAAGUCAAUUCUUUAUUACAACUGCUGAUACUCAUUGGUUAAAUGGAAAACACGUUGUUUUUGGAAGAGUCAUAGAAAAUAUGGAAUUAGUAAAAAAGAUUGAAGGUUAAGGAUCAUAAAGUGGAUAGCCUAAAUCUAAAGUCGUAUUUGCCACUUGCAGUGCAGAAGUUGUUUCAGACGAAUUAUGAUGAAUUAUAAAGAGAUUUACAUUUAUUCAUUUAUUAUAUAUUUAUCUGUCUUUAUGUUA